AGAACUGUCAUUUUCCCGUCAAAACAAUCCACCUAAAGAAAAAUCACGAAUCAUUCCCCUCACAUGUCUGUCACCAAUCUUUGGCUACUUCACUUAGUGAAAACCCCUUUCAACAUCGUUGAAGACAAUUGAAAUAAGUGUAAGUGCAAUCAUCAGUAUCGAAUACUCCAUCUGGACGAUGAGAAACAGACAAAGAGUUUGACAGUGACGGGAAUGAAGCGCAGUAUUCGUGCUGGAUUCAUCCUAAUUGCCCUCAAAUACACAAUAUUCAGUUAUUUCGUGCUGGGAUAUUUCCGAAAUAAGGUGGAGCCAAAGCCCCCGAGUGACAUUCGAUAAUUCGCAUAAUUCUAGGGAGAGUGGAGGGACAAUUAGGGCGCAGCUCCGAAAAAAAAUGAGGAUGGAAAUUCUCGAGUCGUGGAAAGGGGAAAUCAGUGGUUGACACAACUGGGAGUGGGGAAAGUCGUGAAUUUGCGUCACAAUUGAAUUUUCCAUAAUAUUAAUGUGUCUGCAGUGAGGUUUUCAGCCAUAAUGCGCAUCUGUAUACACACGAUUUAGUGAGGAAUAUCAUGUUUCGUUGAAAUAUCGGGAUCCGCAAUAACUCGAAGGUAGAAGGAUGUAUGGAGGUGGUGAGCAGACAGUGUCAGAGCCCUGGCGCAAGGCUCUGGACCUGGGAACAACUGCUGAUCCUAACGCUAGCUCAUCGACUGACGAUGAUGACCACUUUUGUAAGCUCGUGCUGUAUAAGGAGAUCCAAGAGUCCAGGGUACGAAUAUGGGAUUUAGUGAUACUGAUACCAAAUUUAGUAUUUCUUUUAUUCAUCCUUGUGAGAUUCAAUCGUGCUAGGCUCAAGUUACGUGCAACAAGCAGUCCAAUAUAUUUAGCAUUUUACGGACUCGUCUUCUGUAACAUUGUAAUAUCAGUGGUGAGAUGUGUAGUGUCAAUGACAGUUAAUGCCGCUGCUGAUGUUGGUGGAAAAAUAGACAAAGUGUUGUGGGUGACAGUUAGGUUUUUUCUCCUCUCCACAGAGAUGAGUGUCGUCAUAUUUGGACUGGCAUUUGGGCACCUGGACAGUCGCUCCAGCAUUCAGAGAGUACUGGUGGCUACCUCGCUCAUAUCCCUAGCGUUCACAAUCACUCAGGGUACACUUGAGUUGGUUUUACCUGAUGACACAUUCCACAUUCCUAGUAGAGAUUUUUACGUAUUUGGACAUGGAGGUAUGAUGUUCUGGUUCUGCAGCAGUCUCGUAUUCACGCUUAUAUACCUUUUCAUACUUAUUCUACCGAGGACAAGACUACGGGAAAGAUUGAAUUUACCUACGAAGAAGAGUUUUUACAUCUACGUUGGGGCUUUAGCAGCCUUAAACCUGAUACAAUCAAUCGGUGCAGGACUCUUGAAUUACACUCAGAACCCAGCUGGACUGUGCGUCGUGGAUUUCACAGCUGUCCUAUACCUGACGUUUUUUACCCCGCUCGUUUACCAUACCUUCUUAUCAGAGGUCUUUGGAGUAUCCCAGCCAUCAAUUCAGUUCUCCUACAAAGCCCAGGUGGAUGAUGGAAUGGAAGAGGACACAGUGUCACUCCCCCAUCAGCAGAGUUUCUCAUCAUUGAAAACAGACAGCGACUACAUAUAUCAGAAUCACAGUGUGUAUGACUCAACACAAUUCGACACCCAUGCAACCCCGGUCAACCCGCUUUACGCGGCUUCACUCCAGAGUCCAGACAGCAUUACUGGUUACAGUAUAGACAGUCAAGAGGCACACCACACCAAUGGUUACCAGCAAUGAAUGAUGUUCAUUAGAAUCCAUCCGCAAAAACGAUUAUUACAGUAAAAUACGAGAGAACUUAAAUCGGUAAAACAUUUAUCAGAUAGUGGACUCUUUUCCUUGCGAUUUGUAAAGUUAUUUUUUGAUUUAUUCAAAGUCGUUAGUGUUUAUCAUUCGAUCAAAAUACUCUAGUCAUUUUUACCGCUUUCCAUGUCUCGAGAAAUUUGUAUUCAUAGUUUUAAUCGAAACUUUUCUGUAGCGAAGUGACACAACAAGAUAACGCAGGUAAAUUUGACUGAAAAUUUUUCUUGUUGAUUGUUUUUUUCUCUCCAAAUUUCGAUCAAUAGAAAUAUCGAGGUAUAUUUAUGAAUACAGUUUAUACAAUAGGAAAUGCAUCAAAUAUUUCUCAAAAUAAAAUGGAUUUCUGAGGGAAAAAACCGCAGAAAAAGGGGAUUUUUAAUGUUUCUCCCGUAUCUACUUUCAUUAUAAUUUUUCGAAUGAAAAUAAAGUUGACUCGCCUUGUUUUGUCACUUCAUUUCGGAGUUCAUCUUAGAUACGAGAAACAGUCAGGGAGGCUGUGAAUUGUAACGGGAGUCAAUCCAAAUAUUUAGAUCUUGCGUUCUAGAUAUGGGAAUAGUGAUCUAUUCAUAAUUUUGUACUUAGAAACGAAAAAAUGAUAAAAAAAAAUUUAAUAACUGGCGAAUGCCCCAAAUUGAACUGAUUGUGAGAAUUUUUGAAAAUCAUUGAAUGCAGUUUCCGUUAGUUUAAGGUCUUCGGGGAGAGGAUAAUUGAAUUGGUGAGGUUCAGGGUGAGGACGAUGUCCUCACGACAUUCUCGAUUUAUAAUUUUCCGUCCUUCCCAAACGUAUACGAUUUCCUGUGGAACAUUCAAAAUGCCAGACAAGAUGCGCUCGGAAAAGAAAAAUAUACAGAUGACAGCAGCUGGUUGUCAUCUGUAUCUUUAUCUCUAGCUAUUUUUUUACUUUUGCAUCAAAACUUGGCUUAGGAAAUUGAAAAGGGAAAUUGAAUGAUGUUAAGUUGGUGAGUGCAACUCGUGAUAAAUAAGCUUAGUUUCAGUAGCGAAGUGGUGGUUUAUUAGUUUGUAAUUAAUUUAUGGUAAGGGUAGAGGUACUUUAAGUCUAUCGAUAUUUGAUUUAUCCAGUGAAAUGCUCUCCUACUUUUGUAGUCGAAGCAUUUUGUCUGCUAAUUUCCGAUAUUUUACAAUGAUUUUAUUACUCGAAUUGUUCAGAUCGGAACUUGAAUCUUAAAAUAGCGUCGGAAGUGUUUGAAUAAUUUUCAUUAUUUAUUCAUAAACAACGAAUUGAUCACGUUUCGACUCAUUACGCUCGGCCACUUCGCUACAGGUAUGUGUUAAUUGAGGAAUCCACGGUUAAUUAAAAAUUAUAAUCAACGGUUCCAUCCAAACUGUAUAUAGCAAAUACCUAUGGGUGAAUGUGAAGAAGAAAACCUAUUCGUAACAAAUGUAAUCGUCUGUAAGUCUACAAAUAUCAUUGGUUACUGAUGCAAUUGAUGUACAACGAGCAGCUGCUGACUUGCGAUCUCUCCUCAUAAUUGUCCGCUGAUAAUAAACCAGAAAUCCAAAGAUGAAAAAAAAAACGUCAAACUAAAGGUAAUGAAGGUCAUAAACUCCGAGAGAAGAACGAAGUGAUUUCAGCGAUUGAUGAAUCUCGUUUGAAUUACAUGAAUCAUUCUAUCAGUGAAAGCUUCGACGAUCCAUUCGAAAAUUUCGUAGCAAGAAUCAAUUGGAAGUAAAUUCUUCGGAUGUCUAUAACAACUCAGCUGCUGAGACAAUGGACCUGAGAGUAUAGGAGAAUGCAACGAUGGUUUCGCUACAGCAGAGACCCUAUGUGUAGUUAUAAUUCACUUGUCGUGAUGUUAAACAAAAAAAAAAAGUCGAUACGCAAACUCUGUAGCGAAUAUCUUUCCCAUCACCGAUGGAAAAAUUUCAAUUCUUCCAAUUUGGAAAACGUUAUGACAUGUAUAUACCAUCAAUUCAUAAAAUGUAGUGUACAAAUUCUCAAUUAUCAUUCAAACGUAAAAAUAAAACGAAAAAAUAUUCCCGUUUCUCAGGAUUUCUCUGCUAUUGAGAGUUACCGAGGAAGAUAAAAAGGGCGACUCUGCCAACGUGAAUUUUUGUACCUAUCGAAAUGUCUCGAUAGCAAUAUAUAAUAAACUAAUCCUAAGACAUCUAGCAUUAAAGGAGAUACUGGCAAUAAA
Molecule: messenger RNA, 3999 nt
Organism: Diachasmimorpha longicaudata
Lineage: Eukaryota; Metazoa; Arthropoda; Insecta; Hymenoptera; Braconidae
Product: transmembrane protein adipocyte-associated 1 homolog
Exons: 7
Coding region: 614-1783 (389 amino acids)
Biological process (GO): G protein-coupled receptor signaling pathway
Cellular component (GO): plasma membrane
Molecular function (GO): G protein-coupled receptor activity
Source: RefSeq, a predicted model, not a curated record